This is a messenger RNA of Cadophora gregata, 1500 nucleotides long. RefSeq lists its product as uncharacterized. The record is from RefSeq and is a predicted model, not a curated record. The transcript has 3 exons. Gene Ontology annotation, molecular function: monooxygenase activity; heme binding; iron ion binding. NCBI's taxonomy places the organism in Eukaryota, Fungi, Ascomycota, Leotiomycetes, Helotiales, Ploettnerulaceae. The coding region runs from base 1 to 1500 and encodes 499 amino acids.
AUGCAGAAACUCGACUGCAAAUCGCAAGAAGAACAGACGAACAUGAGUGUUGUACAGGUCAUCCUUGCCGCAGCAGUACUUCUGCUGGGAACAUCAUUUGUCAGGAGGCGGUACUUCUCUCCUUUGAGUGAUAUCCCUGGUCCUUUCGUGGCUUCAUUUUCUGCUUCUUUGUGGCAUCUCUGGCACAUUUACACUGGCCAUGUCGAAGAAGCUGUCAUCAAACAACACAAACAACAUGGGACUUUCGUCCGAAUCGGACAUAAUGAAGUCAGCAUUUGUGAUGCGUCUGCGAUUCGGCAGGUCCUCAUGUCACACAUGGACAAAGGGCCUACAUAUGCCAUUUUCAGUAUGCCUGACAAGCGCUAUGUAAAUCAGAUGGCCGAGUUGCAUUGUUCAGAACACAUGCGGAAAGCCAGAAAUCUGGCUGCUGGCUACUCAGUCACAAAUGUGAUUAAAACAGAGCCGUUCAUCGAUGGAGCACUUCAACUACUUCGGACCCAACUGGAAAGACUUGGGGCUUCAAAAUCCCCAGUCAAGUUUGAACAAUGGUUCAACUAUCUGGCCUUCGAUAUUCUGGGAGAAGCAACUUUCUCCCAGUCUUUUGGAUUUCUCGAAGCAGGGAAGGACCUUGGCGAUACAGUCGCCAACAAUGUGUUCUUGCGACUUUACAUCUCUAUCCUAGGCCAUUUCCCAUGGGCUCACGACUAUCUCCUCGCUAAUCCGCUGAUCGAGUAUUUCAAUCUUACACCCUCGAUGCACGUUUUCGAUACCUGCAUGGCAGCCAUCAAAUCUCGCUCUCAAAAUCCCGAGGUAAGGAAAGACAUGCUCGAGCAGUGGAAAGACCAACUUGCCAAACAUCCCGACCGAAUGGACGAAAUCGAAAUCGUCACAAACGCCAUCGGGAACCUCGGUGCUGGCUCCGAUACAGUGAGCUCGGUGCUUCAGGCUUUCGUCUACUACAUGAUCCGAGAUCCGGAGAUACUGGCGAUGUUGAGGAAAGAGCUCGAUGAAGCCCAUCUAGCAGAUGUACCGACUUUUGAGGAAACCCAGAACCUGCCUGUUCUGCAAGCAUGUCUCAAAGAGACUCUGCGCAUUCAUCCUCCAGUCGGCUUCGGUCUCACAAGAGUCGCUCCCGCAGAAGGCAUUACCAUCUGUAACCGCCACUUUGAACCAGGCACAAUCCUCUCCGUCAACAUCUGGGCCAUGCACCAGAUGACGUCUCUGUUCGGCGAUGACGCCGCCAUGUUCAACCCAAGACGGUGGCUGGACCCAGCCCGAGCAGCGAAGAUGAGUUCCGUCAUGAUUGCAUUUGGAGCUGGAUAUAACCAGUGUCCUGGACAGAAUCUUGCAAAACUAGAAUUGAAUAAGACAUGCGCGAUGUUGAUGAGGGAUUUUGAGAUUGAGUUGGUGGAUCCGGGGAAGGAGUGGAGGUAUGAGAAUUAUUUUACGGUUGCGCCGCAUGAUUGGCCUUGUGUUGUGAGGAGGAGGAAGAUUUUGUGA